Arabidopsis lyrata subsp. lyrata is the source of this 2664-nucleotide messenger RNA. RefSeq names its product regulatory protein NPR5. Gene Ontology annotation, biological process: plant organ development. The record is from RefSeq and is a predicted model, not a curated record. The transcript has 2 exons. Lineage: Eukaryota; Viridiplantae; Streptophyta; Magnoliopsida; Brassicales; Brassicaceae. Gene Ontology annotation, molecular function: protein binding. The coding region runs from base 935 to 2410 and encodes 491 amino acids.
AGGAUUGGUCCAACGGUCAAACAGAAAACCAUCAAAUCAGAUUUCACUACAGUUACGAAAUUUAUUUCACUCCUUCUUUCUGUCUUUUAACUUAAUUAGGCCUAUGUUCUUAUCCAUCACCUUCCUCUCUUUUUUUACCAUUUUAUCCCAUCUCCCAUUUAUAUAUAUACAUGUGUAUCAUUGUGUUGUUCAGGCUUCACAUGGUUCUGUAUCAAGCCAAAAAGACAAUUGCCGAGGAUCUUGGAUUUAUUAUAUUAUCCCACUACUACUCAAUUCAUACGCCUUGUUUUCUUUGUUGGAAAUCAGAUUUAGGUAGGAUUUUGAUUAGUCAGGUGCUAAUGAUGUUUCAUUGUUUAUUAACACUUAAUUCUCUCAUUUGAAAUUCUUUCUAUUUUCCAUUAAUAGGUUUGGCCCACCUUUGUAUUCAUUUCUUCUUAAUAAUUAUUUUCCUGUUUUAGUAACCAAAUCACUAAAUUUCCAUUGAUUAUUAAUAAUACUUUUAACCCUUUUUAUAAUCGGCAUAAAGACAAAACACUGAAACAGUUAUUAAUUUUUUUACCAUCUUAGUUUAAAUAUCUGAGCCGCCCGGUUCAUCCAUUCAAAUCUCUCUCUUUCUCUUAUCAGGCCAAAAAAAAUAUCUAACACCACAAAGCAAUAAAGAAUCCUUCUCUCUCUCUCUUUCUCUUUCUUUCUCUCAGAGAGAAGCAAGAAAGAAGCUUCAAAAGACCAAAGCUUAAGCUUUUUCCCCCGGAAAAUUUGUUCCCCUUUUUCCAAAAACUAAUCAUAAUUCAAAACUUCAUCCUCUAUUAGCCAACAAGAUCAAUCAAAGGAGGCAACAUAUUUUUUUCCUUCUCUUUCUCAAAAGACUACUUGCUAAAACCCUAGCUUUUGUUCUAUAGAGAAUUCAAGAACCAAAUUUCUUUUUAUAAAAAAGAUGAGCAGUCUUGAAGAAUCUUUGAGAUCUCUAUCGUUGGAUUUCCUAAACCUACUAAUCAACGGUCAAGCUUUCUCCGACGUGACUUUCAGCGUUGAAGGUCGUUUAGUCCACGCUCACCGUUGUAUCCUCGCCGCACGGAGUCUUUUCUUUCGCAAAUUCUUCUGUGGGACAGACUCACCACAACCUGUCACUGGUAUAGACCCGACCCGACAUGGGUCCGUACCCGCUAGCCCAACAAGAGGCUCCACGGCCCCAGCUGGAGUUAUACCAGUGAACUCAGUCGGUUAUGAGGUGUUUCUGUUGCUACUUCAGUUUCUUUAUAGCGGACAAGUCUCCAUCGUGCCGCAGAAACACGAGCCUAGACCUAAUUGUGGCGAGAGAGGAUGUUGGCACACUCAUUGCUCAGCCGCCGUUGAUCUUGCUCUUGAUACUCUCGCCGCCUCUCGUUACUUCGGCGUCGAGCAGCUCGCAUUGCUCACUCAGAAACAAUUGGCAAGCAUGGUGGAGAAAGCCUCUAUUGAAGAUGUGAUGAAAGUUUUAAUAGCAUCAAGAAAGCAAGACAUGCAUCAAUUAUGGACCACUUGCUCUCACUUAGUUGCUAAAUCAGGUCUCCCGCCAGAGAUUCUAGCCAAACAUCUCCCUAUCGACGUUGUCGCCAAAAUAGAAGAGCUUCGUCUGAAAUCUUCUAUCGCUCGCCGUUCUCUAAUGCCUCACAACCACCACCAUGAUCUCAGCGUGGCUCAAGACCUAGAAGAUCAAAAGAUUAGAAGGAUGCGACGAGCUUUGGAUUCAUCAGACGUGGAGCUAGUGAAGCUGAUGGUUAUGGGAGAAGGACUCAAUCUUGAUGAGUCAUUAGCAUUGCAUUACGCUGUUGAAAGUUGUAGUAGAGAAGUUGUCAAGGCUUUGCUUGAACUUGGAGCUGCCGACGUGAAUUAUCCGGCGGGUCCCGCGGGAAAAACACCUUUACACAUUGCGGCUGAGAUGGUCUCUCCAGACAUGGUGGCUGUUCUGUUAGACCACCACGCUGAUCCUAAUGUACGGACAGUUGGUGGAAUCACUCCUCUUGAUAUCCUUAGAACAUUAACUUCGGAUUUCUUGUUCAAGGGGGCAGUUCCUGGAUUGACUCACAUUGAACCGAACAAGCUUAGGCUUUGCCUCGAGCUUGUUCAAUCAGCUGCAAUGGUGAUAUCUCGAGAAGAAGGAAACAAUAGCAACAAUCAAAAUAAUGAUAACAAUACCGGGAUUUACCCUCACAUGAAUGAGGAGCACAAUAGUGGAAGCAGUGGAGGGAGCAAUAACAAUUUGGAUUCAAGAUUGGUUUAUCUCAAUCUUGGAGCAGGUACGGGUCAGAUGGGUCCAGGUCGAGAUCAAGGGGAUGACCAUAUCAGUCAGAGGGAAGGUAUGAGUCGGCAUCAUCAUCAUCAUCAUCAAGACCCAUCUACAAUGUAUCACCAUCAUCAACAUCACUUCUAGUUCUCUAUUGGUCUCUAUAUCUCAACCAUUAAGACUCAAAAUAUAUUUAUUGACUUAGUUCUUAUAUCAUUCUAUAUAUAUUUUUGUAUAUGGAAAUGAGGACCUAUAAGGAGAGUAUUAAGAAGAGGGGCAUGGAGGAAUUGAAGAUCAUGCAUCAUAUAAUUAAAGACUAGGUUUAUUUAAUUUAGUUGCUCUAGCUAGCGUUGUACUAAUUAAUCAUUUGAUUAAUUUGCCAUUGCCCAUUGAUUAGUUAA